This is a messenger RNA of Manduca sexta (tobacco hornworm), 1354 nucleotides long. It is a transcript of the gene Fer2LCH, whose product is annotated as ferritin, lower subunit. The record is from RefSeq and is a predicted model, not a curated record. Gene Ontology annotation, molecular function: ferrous iron binding; ferric iron binding. The coding region runs from base 264 to 974 and encodes 236 amino acids. The transcript is spliced from 6 exons. Gene Ontology annotation, biological process: intracellular iron ion homeostasis; iron ion transport. Lineage: Eukaryota; Metazoa; Arthropoda; Insecta; Lepidoptera; Sphingidae. Gene Ontology annotation, cellular component: cytoplasm.
CCAACACAAAUGCGACGAGCUUCAUGUGACAGAUGACGAAGAACUUUAUAUCAAUCUCUACACCCUGCUACACAGCCAAGUGUUCUGCGAAAUAAACAUUUAUAAUUGCGUUUCGUGAUCGUCUCAUUGCACGGCUGUUUUUAUCUCCGCCGAGUCUCUUUGUUGAAAGUCGCCUUCUGCGCCAGUGUGUGUAAAGGCUGCACUUUCGACGGGACGUUAUUUUAUCUGCUAUUAUAAUUAUCCGCAUCAUUCGUUUCAGAAAAAUGAACCCAAUCACUUUCUUCGUUGCAUGCCUGUUGGCCCUCUGCGGCGCCGUCGCGGCCGACACUUGCUACCAGGACGUGUCGCUCGACUGCUCGCAAGUCUCCAACAGCCUAAUGGGAAAACGAUCCCUGCCGAACUGUAACGCGGUGUACGCUGAGUACGGGCACCACGGGAACGUCGCCAAGGAGAUGCAGGCGUACGCCGCCCUGCACCUGGAGAGGUCUUACGAGUACCUGCUGUCUUCUUCAUACUUCAACAACUACCAGACGAACCGAGCCGGGUUCAGCAAGCUGUUCAGGAAGCUCUCGGACGACGCGUGGGAGAAGACCAUUGACCUCAUCAAGCACAUCACUAUGAGAGGUGACGAGAUGAACUUCGCUCAACGUAGCACCCAGAAGUCGGUGGACCGCAAGAACUACACUGUGGAGCUGCACGAGUUGGAGUCAUUAGCAAAGGCGCUCGACACACAGAAGGAGCUCGCCGAGCGCGCCUUCUUCAUCCACCGCGAGGCCACCAGGAACAGCCAGCACCUGCACGAUCCUGAGGUUGCCCAAUACCUGGAGGAGGAGUUCAUCGAAGACCACGCCAAGACCAUCCGCAACCUGGCCGGUCACACCACCGACCUCAAGCGGUUCGUUUCGGGCGACAAUGGCCAGGACCUGUCCCUCGCCCUGUACGUUUUCGACGAGUACCUACAGAAGACCGUUUAAACAACAGGGUGCUCCAUUAUAGUACACACUAUCUAUCAUUUUAGUGUUAUGUUUAAAUAAAGGCUGUAAAAUCUAAAGGCCGUUUAUAAGUUAAAAUCAUAAAUACUCUGUGUGCUAUUAUUGUAGCUUGUAUAAAUGGAAACAAGCUUUACAGUAAGAUCUUGUAAUGGCAACAUUAUUUGCUGAUUUAAAUAUAGUAGAAAGCAUCUACCUAUCAUUAGCAUUUUGUUUUAUAUGGUAACAUUGUUUAUAUAUGUACAAACUACAGGCUGUUAAAUUGUGAUUCGUUAGGCCCGUUUAAGUAUAUAAAAUGUUUAAGUACGUAGUAAUGUUACUGGUAGAAUAUGUUCAAUUAUUUUCAAAUAAAUGAUUCAAAUCCA